Messenger RNA from Drosophila santomea, 1252 nucleotides. RefSeq names its product putative gustatory receptor 47b (gene Gr47b). The record is from RefSeq and is a predicted model, not a curated record. Lineage: Eukaryota; Metazoa; Arthropoda; Insecta; Diptera; Drosophilidae. The transcript has 3 exons. Bases 8 to 1252 code for a protein of 414 amino acids.
UUGGGCCAUGCAGCGCAACGAUGGCUUUGUCUACUGUUACGGAAACUUGUACAGCCUCCUGCUCUACUGGGGAUUGACCACAAUCCGGGUGAGAAGUCCUGAUCGUGGAGGAGCGGUCUCAAACAGGUGGACUGUGUGCUAUGCCCAGUUCGCGCGCUGCUUUAUGAUUGUCUGCUUUAUGGCUAGCGUGAUGACGAAGCUCAGGGAUCCCGAAAUGUUCGCUGUCAUGUUUGGACACCUCAGCCCGGUGGUCAAGGCGAUAUUCACCUGGGAGUGCCUCAGCUGCUCAAUCACCUACAUAGAGUACUGCCUUUCGCUGGACUUGCAUAGGGAGAGACACAUGCAACUCCUAGCGAAAAUGCAAGAGUUUGAUCAGUCCAUUUUAGUGGUGUUCCCUCACGUACAGUGGAACUAUCAACGCGCACGACUUAAAUAUUGGUAUGGCACUACGAUUGUCGGCUUUUGCUUUCUCGCCUUUUCCAUCUCACUGAUCUUUGAUACAACGCGUUGCACCUGCGGCAUACCGUCCACCGUGCUGUUGGCCUUCACCUACUCCCUGCUGACCAGUUCCGUAGGAUUGCUGGGAUUCGUGCACAUAGGUAUCAUAGACUUUCUAAGAGUUCGUUUGCGUCUGGUGCAGCAGCUACUUCACCAACUUUACCAAGCGGUUGAAAGUCCAGAGGUCCACGACAGGAUUGCUUAUCUUUUCGGCAUGUCCAAACACUGUUCGUUUCUUCUGGCGGAGCUUAAUGGAGUUUUUGGAUUCGCCGCAGCUGCUGGUAUCUUCUACGAUUUCACUAUCAUGACCUGCUUCGUCUACGUCAUCUGCCAAAAGCUGCUGGGCAGAGAGCCCUGGGACCUGGAGUACGCCUGCAUGUUGCUGCACGUGACCAUGCACACCUACAAAGUGGUCGUCACUGGCGCCUAUGGGUAUCUACUUCAGCGAGAGAAACGCAACUGUAUGCAUUUGUUAAGCCAAUACUCGCAACACUUCUCCAACCAGGAUGUGGCUCGCUGGCAGACGGAGGACUUUCAGCAUUGGCGCAUGCACAAUCGGCAGGGGGCAAUGGUGGGCAGCACAACAUUACUCAAUAUUUCUACCAUCUACGUGGUGUACAACGCCAUGGCCAACUACGUGAUUAUCCUGGUGCAGCUGCUCUUUCAACAACAACAAAUCAAGGAUCGCCAGUUGACAUCGGGCAAAGAUGUGGACAUUGUGGGCCCAAUGGGACCCAUUACUCACAUGAAUUGA